Molecule: messenger RNA, 693 nt
Organism: Ailuropoda melanoleuca (giant panda)
Lineage: Eukaryota; Metazoa; Chordata; Mammalia; Carnivora; Ursidae
Product: cation-transporting ATPase 13A2-like
Exons: 3
Biological process (GO): regulation of mitochondrion organization; regulation of autophagosome size; autophagosome-lysosome fusion
Cellular component (GO): late endosome membrane
Molecular function (GO): polyamine transmembrane transporter activity; P-type transmembrane transporter activity; ATPase-coupled monoatomic cation transmembrane transporter activity
Source: RefSeq, a predicted model, not a curated record
ACCUCGGCCGUGCCUGUCACCCCUGCUCAGAGGCUGUCUCCCGGCUGUGCCCUGAGCACUCGCGGCUCCCCCCCACGGAAAGCAGGCGACACUGUGGGGCAGUANGGCAGUACAGAUCUUGUACUGGCAUCCGUCCCUGGAUCCACCAAGAACCGUGUCCUCUGGUGACCGAGGGGCUCCGCGAGGCCGAGCCUGAGCACCCCGCAGCCUGGGAGCUUCCUGUGGGCAGGAGGAACCGGCCCUUCAGGUUUAGGUGCCCCAAGAUCAACACCAACCUGGGCGACGUGCAGUUCCUGGCCAUCGACCUGGUCAUCACCACCACGGUGGCCGUGCUCAUGAGCCGCACGGGGCCGGCGCUGGCGCUGGGGCGGGCGCGGCCCCCAGGGGCCCUGCUCAGCGUCCCCGUGCUGAGCAGCCUGCUGCUGCAGGUGACGCUGGUGGCCGGCGUGCAGCUGGGGGGCUACUUCCUGACUGUGGCCCAACCCUGGUUCGUGCCUCUGAACAAGACCGUGCCGGCGCCAGACAACCUGCCCAACUAUGAGAACACCGUGGUCUUCUCUCUGUCCAGCUUCCAGUACCUCAUCUUGGCCGCUGCCGUGUCCAAGGGGGCGCCCUUCCGCCGGCCGCUCUAUACCAACGGUGCCGCUGCGUGGCCAGGCCGGGGGCGGGGGUGGGACGGGCUGUGGGGCUCUG